This is a messenger RNA of Cyanistes caeruleus (blue tit), 664 nucleotides long. RefSeq names its product piercer of microtubule wall 1 (gene PIERCE1). Lineage: Eukaryota; Metazoa; Chordata; Aves; Passeriformes; Paridae. The record is from RefSeq and is a predicted model, not a curated record. Gene Ontology annotation, biological process: axoneme assembly. Gene Ontology annotation, cellular component: axonemal microtubule.
CUCCGGGCCGGCGGCUCCGCCAUGUCCGGCCUCAGCCCGGGGGUGCCGCGCCGCUUCCAGGAGCUCACCUUCUACCGCGGCUACGGGCAGCCGCAGGGUCACCCCCGCUUCCGGACCGUCAACCAGAGCUACGGCAGCAGGGCCCCCACGGUGCACGAGCUGCCGAACUCCUUCCACUCCCUCUCGCACAAGUUUUCGGAUCACCUGGGCAAGAUUGGCAUGUACAGGAACGAGAGCCUGAACACGUCCCUGGAGAAGAGCCACUGCACCGGCUCCGACACCUUCAUCACCGCCUACGAGCACCUGGAUUUCCACCCCAGCUACAACCCCAGCGGCCCCUCGCACUGCCGGGACCAGCCGCUGUAGCCAGGACACGGCUGCAGCGCUUGGCUGCCUUGGGAAAUACACCCACAGCCAGCCUUGCUACUAAACACACCCGCCAGAUUACAGAGGGAAUGGUAUUUAGGAGUAAUACGUUAAAGAUUUAAUGUGGUUAAGUGUCAGUUAGGUAGCUGAUGUGAAGCAUUUUACCUAAUUUAUCAGCAGCAUAUAAAUGCUAGAACUACAUAAAUUCCGUAUUUAUCCCGUUAUCCCCUUCUCUGUCACUAAUGAUCCUUUACACUCUUGCCUCAUGUACCAUGUAUCAUUAAAAAUUAAGACUAAA